GCAGCCACUUGACACUAUUGAAAGCAGGAAGGAUGGGAUUGUCUUGGAAGCUGGUUGGGUGAAAGUCCCAGAAAGGGUUUUAUAAAGAGAAUUAUUGAUUAUUUAUAUUUAGAGAUCCCAGGCAGGUGGUAGGAGCAGUCAGAGCAGCCUGCUAUAGUGGGACUGUGUGUGCUGACUUACUUAAAGGACCAUUAUGCUAAUGAGCUAGCUUGUCCCCACCUGCAGGACUUGAGAACAGGCUGGGGAAGGUAUUGGUAGUGGUGGUGGGGUGACACCUCAUUGGUUAAACUGGAGCAGAUCUAGUGCAUGCAGGGCUCAGGAGCAGCUGGAAGAAAAGACCAAAAUAUCAGAAUAAAGGCUGGAGAGGGGCUUCCCUUACUCUCAGUAUCAGGGAUUUAAACCAACUCUCAGAUGCCAUUUACCACUGAAGAUAGGAGCCUUCAAGGGAUCUACAAAUCCACUGCCCUUCACCACCAUCACCACCACCACCACCAGCUGGAGCCUGGGGAAAGUGGGAGAAGGAUGUGCAGUGAGUGCUACACCAACCAGAGUUUUAUCUAUGAUGAUGGGAGCUCCCAAAAAUACACCUCCAGGCUGGCACCUGACAAGACUGGGGUCAUCCUAGACAUCAGCUCCCUAAAAAUGAACGAGCUGGAGACGGAGGUGCCCCCACUGCCCCCCAGGUACCGCUUCAGGGACUUGCUGCUGGGGGAUCAGACCUUCCAGAAUGACGACAGGGUACAAGUGGAAUUCUACGUCAAUGAAAACACAUUUAAAGAGAGACUCAAACUCUUCUUCAUCAAAAACCAAAGAUCAAGCCUCAGAAUACGUCUUUUCAAUUUCUCCUUGAAGCUCCUCUCCUGCUUGUUGUACAUUGUGCGCGUUUUACUGGACGACCCAACAGAAGGCAUUGGAUGCUGGGGAUGUGUAAAACAGAACUACACAGAGCGGAAAUAUCCAGAUAUAAGCUGGGAUCCCAUCCUGUGGGUGGACAGAAGGAUGCCUCUGUGGGCUAUCCAGGUUACUGUGGCCAUAAUAAGCUUUAUGGAGACCAUGCUACUUAUAUAUCUCAGUUACAAGGGCAAUAUUUGGGAACAGAUCAUUCGGAUUUCAUUCAUUCUGGAGAUGAUUAACAGUGUCCCCUUCAUCAUCACAAUAUUUUGGGCUCCAUUGCGGAAUUUAUUCAUUCCAGUUUUCCUAAACUGCUGGCUGGCAAAAUGCGUUUUGGAAAAUAUGAUUAAUGAUCUUCAUCGGGCUAUCCAAAGGACGCAGUCUGCCAUGUUUAAUCAAGUCAUCAUUUUAAUCUGCACCCUAUUGUGCCUUGUCUUCACAGGAAUGUGUGGCAUCCAGCAUUUGGAAAGAGCUGGAGAAAACCUAUCCCUCUUCAAAUCCUUUUAUUUCUGCAUUGUUACCUUUUCUACAGUGGGGUACGGGGACGUCACCCCUAAAAUCUGGCCGUCUCAACUCUUGGUGGUCAUCAUGAUCUGCGUUGCCCUUGUAGUGUUACCCCUGCAGUUUGAAGAACUGGUUUAUCUGUGGAUGGAACGUCAGAAAUCUGGAGGAAAUUAUAGCCGCCAUCGAGCCCAAACUGAGAAGCACGUGGUCCUCUGUGUCAGCUCUCUGAAAAUCGAUCUUCUCAUGGACUUUCUCAAUGAAUUCUAUGCACACCCCAGGCUGCAGGAUUACUACGUGGUGAUUCUUUGUCCCACCGAAAUGGACAUUCAAGUUCGACGUGUCCUUCAGAUCCCACUGUGGUCUCAACGCGUUAUCUAUCUCCAAGGUUCUGCCCUGAAAGAUCAAGAUCUCAUGAGAGCAAAAAUGGAUGACGCCGAGGCCUGUUUUAUCCUCAGUAGCCGCAACGAGGUGGAUCGCACGGCAGCUGACCAUCAGACUAUUUUGAGAGCCUGGGCUGUGAAAGACUUUGCGCCCAACUGCCCCCUGUAUGUCCAGAUUCUGAAACCGGAAAAUAAGUUCCACGUGAAAUUUGCAGAUCACGUGGUUUGUGAAGAAGAGUUUAAAUACGCCAUGCUGGCUUUGAAUUGUGUGUGCCCGGCAACCUCAACGCUCAUCACACUUCUAGUACAUACCUCUAGGGGGCAGGAAGGCCAGCAGUCGCCGGAGCAGUGGCAGAGGAUGUACGGGCGCUGUUCUGGUAAUGAGGUUUAUCAUAUCCGAAUGGCGGACAGCAAAUUCUUCAUGGAGUACGAAGGGAAGAGUUUUACUUACGCAGCCUUCCAUGCACACAAAAAAUACGGAGUGUGUUUGAUCGGCGUUAAGAGAGAAGACAAUAAGAGCAUAUUAUUGAAUCCGGGUCCCAGACACAUCAUGGCGGGAUCCGACACCUGUUUCUACAUUAAUAUCACCAAGGAGGAAAAUUCAGCUUUCAUCUUUAAGCAGGAGGAAAAGCAGAAAAGGAAAGGCCGGGGACUGUAUGACGGGCCAUCCCGACUGCCCGUACACAGCAUCAUUGCCAGCAUGGGGACGGUUGCCAUGGAUCUCCAGAAUACGGAGUGUCGACCUCCAAAUAGCAGCAAGUUAACCCUCCCUGCAGAGAAUGGUUCAGGGACCCGUAGACCCAGCAUUGCUCCUGUUCUAGAAAUCGCAGACAGCUCUACAGUGCUGCCAUGUGACAUGCUGAGUGACCAAUCUGAGGACGAGAUGACGCAGUCUGAUGAUGAGGGACUGCCGGUACUUGACUAUGUGAAAGGAUACCCACCAAAUUCUCCCUAUAUAGGGAGCUCCCCGACCCUCUGCCACCUUCUACCUUCAAAAGCCGCGUUCUGCUGUCUCCGCCUGGAUAAAGGUUGCAAACACAACAGCUUUGAAGACGCCAAGGCGUAUGGUUUUAAGAACAAGUUGAUUAUUGUUUCGGCUGAGACAGCUGGGAACGGACUGUAUAAUUUCAUUGUACCUCUCCGAGCAUACUACAGAUCGCGAAAAGAACUUAACCCUAUCGUUCUGCUGUUGGACAAUCCACCCGAUAACCAUUUCCUGGAGGCCAUCUGCUGUUUUCCAAUGGUUUACUUUAUGGUCGGGACAAUAGACAACCUGGAUAAUUUACUGCAAUGCGGGAUCAUUUAUGCUGAUAAUCUGGUGGUGGUGGAUAAAGAGAGUACGAUGAGUGCGGAGGAAGAUUAUAUGGCAGACGCGAAGACUAUUGUUAACGUACAAACCAUGUUCAGGCUCUUCCCCAGUCUCAGCAUUACUACAGAACUCACACACCCGUCCAAUAUGAGGUUUAUGCAGUUCCGGGCGAAGGACUGUUAUUCUCUUGCACUAUCCAAAUUAGAAAAGAAAGAGCGUGAGAAUGGAUCCAAUCUGGCGUUCAUGUUUCGGCUGCCCUUCGCCGCUGGCAGAGUAUUCAGUAUCAGCAUGUUGGAUACGUUAUUAUAUCAGUCUUUUGUGAAGGAUUACAUGAUCACAAUAACCAGGCUUCUCCUCGGACUGGACACCACGCCAGGAUCUGGUUAUCUGUGUGCGAUGAAAAUCACAGAAGAAGACUUGUGGAUCCGCACAUAUGGCCGGCUGUUUCAGAAACUGUGUUCUUCAAGUGCCGAAAUCCCAAUAGGAAUCUACCGAACUCAGUCACAUAUGUUCUCUACAUCAGAGCCGCAUGACAUCCGAUCACAGUCUCAGAUCUCAAUCAACGUGGAGGAUUGUGAAGACACAAAGGAUGUCAAGGAGCAUUGGGCCGGGAAACCUAGUCAUAGAAACUCCACGUCUAGCGACCAGUCAGAACACCCACUGCUUCGAAGGAAAAGCAUGCAAUGGGCCCGUCGGCUCAGCAGGAAGGGGAACAAGCAGGCGAGCAAGACGGCAGAAUGGAUAAGCCAACAAAGAUUAAAUCUAUACCGGAGGUCUGAGCGCCAAGAACUAUCCGAGCUGGUAAAAAACAGGAUGAAACACCUAGGCUUACCGACGACUGGCUAUGAGGAUGUAGCAAAUUUAACUGCCAGUGAUGUGAUGAAUCGGGUAAACCUUGGAUAUUUGCAAGAUGAAAUGAAUGACCAUCAAAACACCCUUUCGUACGUCCUUAUUAACCCACCACCAGACACGCGCUUGGAGCUGAACGAUAUUGUUUAUUUGAUCAGAUCUGACCCACUAGCCCAUGUUGCCAACGACUCAAACAGCCAAAAAAGCAGCAACAGCUACAAAACAGAACAGGUGGGAAAUCCUGAAACACGGGACGAGACACAACUAUGAGACGGAGCCCUACUAGCGGAAACUGUGCCUAUUCGCACCGCGUGCUGAAAACCGACAGAGCUCUACAUUUUAUUGGAAGCCCGGGAGAAAUCAAUCUCUACCAAUCAUGAUGCUCAUUUUCCAAGAUGCUACUGGAGAACAAUGCUCGCUAGCGAACAAACAGACAUAGAUGGUCCUUCCAUUUCUCCGAAACACUUCACUGCCGUUCGUGAAUACAGGGCAACUUCCUGGACUUAGAGGUGACAUUUCCGCUGCUGGCCGUUAUAGGGCAAUGCUGU
Molecule: messenger RNA, 4481 nt
Organism: Pelobates fuscus (common spadefoot toad)
Lineage: Eukaryota; Metazoa; Chordata; Amphibia; Anura; Pelobatidae
Gene: KCNT1
Product: potassium sodium-activated channel subfamily T member 1
Exons: 32
Coding region: 412-4203 (1263 amino acids)
Biological process (GO): potassium ion transmembrane transport
Cellular component (GO): plasma membrane
Molecular function (GO): intracellular sodium-activated potassium channel activity; outward rectifier potassium channel activity
Source: RefSeq, a predicted model, not a curated record